UGCGGGUGCCGGGGUAGGACUGAGUCAGUGGUUGGCGGGAGCGGCGGCUGUGGCGUCGCCGCUGCUGGGCGCUUUGGGGCCGGAGAGGUCUUCAUCCUGUAAAAAGACAUCAAUAUCCUGAUUUAGUCCACUGAAAAUGAAGCAAGAUUCUACUAGAAAUGCUGCUUACACUGUGGAUUGUGAAGAUUAUGUGCACGUGGUAAAAUUCAAUCCAUUUGAUUGUGGAGACGCAUGUUCCCUAAUUGCAUAUGGUGGCAAUAAUUAUGUAGUUAUUGGGACUUGCAGAUUUCAGGAGGAGGAUGCCGAAGUGGAAGGGAUGCAGUAUAAGACACUAAGAACGUUUCAUCAUGGAAUCCGAGUUGAUGCCAUUGCAUGGAGUCCAGAAACUAGGCUUGAUGCUUUACCUCCUCAGUUAAGAUUUUGUACUGCUGCUUCUGAUAGGAAGUUAAGGCUAUUUACUUCAGACUUGCAGGACAAGAAUGAAUAUAAGACAUUUGAUGGCCACUCAGAUUACAUUAAUGAUCUGGUAUUUGCUCCCAAAGAAGGCCAGGAAGUUGCAAGCGUGAGUGAUGAUCAUACCUGCAGGAUCUGGGAUUUGGAAGGAAAUGAGAAGGCCCAUUUUGUUUUACGUUCUCCUGGAAUGAGUGUUUGCUGGCAUCCUGAGGAGGCUUUUAAGUUGAUGGUAGCAGAGAAGAAUGGAACAAUACGAUUCUAUGACCUGAUAACCCAGCAGGCUAUUCUGUCUCUGGAGUGUGAACAAACACCACUGAUGUCAGCAGACUGGUGUUUAAAGAAUACUCUUAAAAUUGGAGCAGUUGCUGGAAGUGAUUGGCUAAUUUGGGACAUUGCCCGCUCCAGAUGUUUUAGUUAUCCACAGGAUAAGAGACCUGUCCAUGUGGAUCGAGCCAGAUUAUUCAGAUGGUCCCGAGUGAAUGAAAAUCUGUUUGCAACCACUGGAUAUCCAGGCAAGACAAAUACUCAACUCCUGGUACAUCAUUUAGGACAUCCUCAGCCCAUUCUUAUUGGCACCGCAGCUGUAGGAUCUGGUUUGACAUGGCACAGAACUCUUCCAUUAUGUGCAGUCGGAGGAGAUCAUAAAAUUUUCUUUUGGGUGACUGAAAUGUAAAAUAAGCUUUUGUUUGGAUUAUUAUACUAUAAUGUCCUUUCUGUAGCAAAACAUAAAGGAAUUUACUCUU
Molecule: messenger RNA, 1196 nt
Organism: Rhea pennata
Lineage: Eukaryota; Metazoa; Chordata; Aves; Rheiformes; Rheidae
Gene: NUP37
Product: nucleoporin 37
Exons: 10
Coding region: 137-1126 (329 amino acids)
Cellular component (GO): nuclear pore outer ring
Molecular function (GO): protein binding
Source: RefSeq, a predicted model, not a curated record